Molecule: messenger RNA, 4729 nt
Organism: Hemibagrus wyckioides
Lineage: Eukaryota; Metazoa; Chordata; Actinopteri; Siluriformes; Bagridae
Gene: larp4b
Product: La ribonucleoprotein 4B
Exons: 17
Coding region: 529-2691 (720 amino acids)
Biological process (GO): positive regulation of translation
Cellular component (GO): cytosol; cytoplasmic stress granule
Molecular function (GO): mRNA 3'-UTR binding
Source: RefSeq, a predicted model, not a curated record
GGCGGGAUUUCAUUGAGGGACGAAGCUAAAGCUAAAGUGAAAACACAGAGUGGGAGGCGGAGGGAAGUGAGCGCGCUGAGACUCGGGAUAAGAUCCAGAGCAGACGGACACACGCCGCGUGCGGAAAACCGGGAGAGUGAAGGACAUUGCGCUCGUGCUUGUGUUUGUCGUGCUGUAGAGUAAGCAGCGCGCGAGGCGGAGUUUGUGUCACCGCCGAUUCGAAGAAUACCAGCGCUGUAAUGAUGCUAAGCUAGUUAGCGAGCUAGCUGUGUGUUAGGUCCGGGUUUUACAAUCUAAAGUUAGCUAGGUAUCGACACACGAGUCAAUCAGAGAGUCGACUCAGAAGGUGAACUGUUCAUGCGAGUAUAAUUCAGAGUUGAGGAGAAAUCUCCCGCGGCGGUGAGAGUGCAGGAGGAGCCCCGGCCCUGAACACUCCAGCUCGGUGUGCGGAUUAAACUCCGGCGCUAACACACAGCCUCUGUGGUGAAGUUGAGAGCUCUGCGUGAAGAGCCAAACGCUGGACGGCUCAUGACUUCAGACCAGGAAGGGAAAGAUCUAGCUGAGCCAGAGGAGCAGCAGGGACAGGAAGUGGAGAAGAAAGAGAUUCCUCUUUUGGAAUCCAACAAGGUCUCUGAUCUGAACCCUAAUGCAAAAGCAUGGGCCAGUUAUAUUCCUAACCAGGAAGCGUGUGGACCAGCCUACACACACUGUCUCCAGCCAUGGGUCAACUCCAGUGAUGCAGGAAACACUGGCCAACAAGGUUUUGUGCCUAGUGAUGACUGUGAGAAAUGGAAUGAAGUACCACAAGUACCUGUGUCAGUAGGACUGCAGUCAGCAGAACCACCAGAACCUGUGGACAUGGAAACAGCAGACAAUCAGUUACCCUCUGGCCCACAGCAAGACACCAACAUAAAGGGAAGUGAUGGCUCAGAUUCCUCCAGGCAGCUAGAAGACCUCAGAGAGCAGCUGAAGGCUACCCUGGAGUUUUGUCUCUCUAGGGAGAAUCUUGCCAACGACAUGUACCUCAUCUCUCAGAUGGACAGCGAUCAGUACGUGCCCAUUGUGACUGUAGCUAAUCUCGAUCAGAUCAAGAAGCUCAGCACGGAUAUCGAUCUUAUUGCUGAUAUUUUAAAGACGCUUCCUCUUGUGCAAGUGGAUAAAUGUGGUGAGAAAGUGCGACCAAAUCAGAAUCGCUGCAUUGUUAUCCUCAGAGAGGUGCCUGAAGCCACUCCUAUUGAGGAAGUGGAGUCGCUCUUUAAGAGUGACAAAUUGCCCAGAUUUGUCCAUUGUGAGUUCGCCUAUAAUGAUAACUGGUUCAUCACAUUUGAGUCAGAAGCUGAUGCACAGCUGGCAUAUCAGUAUCUUCGAGAGGAAGUGAAGACUUUUCAAGGAAAGCCUAUAAAAGCGAGGAUCAAGGCCAAGGCCAUCGCGGUCAACACUUUUGUGCCAAAGAAUGGAUACAGGCCAGUGGAUAUGUCCUCAAACAUGCAGCAGCGCUAUACCUCGUACUACAUCCCGCCUGCAUUUGGGGCGCAGCAGCAGUUCCCCCCUUUCUAUAGACUGGUCACUCACCAGGGCUGGUCCACUACACAGGGCUACUUGGAACCCAGUUUGGUCAGUCCAUUCACUAAUCCUGGAUUCAUCAACGGCUUUGCUGGAUCUCCCACUUUCAAAUCAGCCACUGCACCUUUAACUGCCAGAGCGUACCAACCCAGGAACCGGAACCAGAAUAAAAGCCACACACGACCCUCUGCACCAGCUGCAGAACGAGGAACUGCUUUGUUGGAGAACCCCAGUUCCUUUACCAACUCCACCGAGCGCAUUCCCAAUGGGACCCGUACACCCCACACACAUCAGCUGGGCAGCCGGCCGAGAUUAUCCAGCGCUCCGAGUUACCCUCGCAGGGAGCAGGUCGGGAGUGGACGCAUGGAGAUGAAUGGAGCAGAUUACUCGCCUGUUAUGGGGAGAGGAAGGAGAAAUGGCUAUGGCUACAAGAAAAGAAGGGAUGAUAAAUUUUCAAAAGCACCCACACAGUCGCCCCCUCCAUCCCAGGAACGUGCUCCUUCUCCGAGUUUUGAGCUGGGACUGUCGAGUUUCCCUCCCCUGCCUGGAGCUGCUGGAAAUCUCAAACCUGAAGUGAAGCCUGAGAACAGCCUGGAGAGCCGACUGUCUGACAUAGUCACCGGAGUGGCCAAAGACAAGCCUGUAAAUAAGGAAGCAGCGAGCAGCAGUGUGACUUCAGGAACCCAUAGAGAACCAACACAGACUGUUCACAGUCCUGUUCCUCAGCCUGCAGUGGAACAGCAGAACCCAGUGUCUCCCAGCUACAAACUGAGCUCAUUGAAGUCACCGGAAGGAAAGCUGAAGGAAAUGACCUCACCUGUGGAGAGGUCUACAGUAUCUGAUCCUAAAAGUCUAACUCAAGUCCAGAAUACUCCAACUACAGAGCCCCGGAAGCCGAGUUACGCCGAGAUCUGUCAGAGGAUACGGGAUGCACCGACCCAGCAGCCACUAGCUGAGUCCAAACCCACUGCCGCUUCGCCUCCUUCCACAGAAGACCCCGCCUCACUCGACUCUGCAGAACCCAAAUGCAAAGAAACCCGGCCCGUCUCUGCCAAACCCGCACCUCACCGAGCCCGAGAGGCCUGGAAGUGUCACCCGGGCGUCGGAGACGUAGCGCCUCAGUCCUGAGAGCCGAGCGGAAGCAGAGGAGGGACGGAGACGGGUCGAGCGCUCGGUACCGUCCCUUGGCCCGGCCGCACGCGCACACGACAAACACUGAUGCCGAAAUCAGGGCCUGCACAUGACGGCACUCCCGGGUGCAUGAGGGUUUUCGGUUCUCUCUACUUUUACCCUGUGUUCAUUUACCACAUGUUUAAGUUUGAGUUAUGAGAUGUGAGGGUUGUGGCAUUGUUGUUGCUGGACAGUGGGAUUGUUGUUGGAGGACAGUGGGAUACAUCAGCCUACAGAGAUGAAGCUUGGUUUUGUUUUGUUUUGUUUUUUUAUUUGGAGUUUAAGGAUUUUGGUUGUUAAAGACUAAAGUAGUGCUGGUGGUGAACAGACUGAGAGUAGUACUGAUCUGAAUUUUCAGACUUUUCUUGUUUUUUUUUUUGUUUGUUUGUUUGUUGUUGUUUUUUUAAUCAGAAUGUAUAUAAUUUUGUACCCCCAGUGUACUGGCACUAACACACUGGUCUGAUUCUGUUCCUCUUUUCUACACCGGGCUAAACGUUCGUAGCUGUGAUGCCGGCGUGAUUCAGUCUGAUUUGUGUUUAGUUUUUAUUCCAUGAGUUACCACUGGAGUAGAGUUCUGAGCUCUCAUUAGGUUUUUUUUUUUUUUUUUUUUUUUUUUUUAAACCGGCAUAAACAUGACCCUUUCCCUGUUUUUUAAUCAUUCGUACUGAUGUGGUAAAGUAGCUGGCAUAACUGUUACCUUGUCCUGUGUGCAUGCUGUCUUCUCUCUUUUUUUUUAAACACUUUUAAUAGUUUCUCCUGUUCCCAUAUCGCUGUAGAAGUUUCUGAGGCUGUGUGUAAGAGACACUCAUCAUACUGACGAUUCGGCACACCUGAAAACAUCACAGGGGAAACAUGCGUGUCUGGAUGUGAUGACUGACACUACACAUCUCUCCUGAUCACUUUUCUGUGUGUGAUUUGUGGUGAUGCACCUCUCCUUGUUUUGUCUAUUACAGUAGAGGUGCGGGCGUGUUGUGUGUUGUGCGGGCGUGUUGUGCGGGCGUGUUGUGCGGGCGUGUUGUGCGGUUGUGCGGGCGUGUUGUGCGGUUGUGCGGGCGUGUUGUGCGGCUGUGCGGGCGUGUUGUGCGGACGUUUUGUGUGGGUGUGUUGUGCGGUUGUGCGGGCGUGUUGUGCGGCUGUGCGGGCGUGUUGUGCGGACGUUUUGUGUGGGUGUGUUGUGUGUCGCGGGUGUGUUGUGUGUUGUGCGGGUGAGGUGCUCCAUCUCAUCAUGUUCUGUUCUUUAUCUCAGUAAGAGGAACCAUUACGGAGAAUAAUGUGUGUCGUCAUGUUCUCAGACGCGUGUGUGUGUGUUAUUUACACGCUCAGCCUGCUAGUCAUGCACCGUGUAUCACAUAUCGUCACGUCUCUUACUGAAACUUCUCCUUUAAUCGCUCAUGUCUUUAGUUUGUUCUCGGAUCCUUACAGAUAUUUCGUUUGUUUUUGGCAGAGAACCCGAUCCUGUGUUUUGUCUUCCUGCUGUGUGGAGUUCCUCACACUGCUCUGACCUUCUGUUAUUCUGCUGAACUGGAACCAUUUCAUAUCUAAUGUCCAGUCUUUAAUCCAGUCCUCCUCCUCAUCAUCAUCAUCACAAACAGAUAAAGUUCUGAUUAAAAACUUUAAUGUGGUCAGAAAAACACCAUUAUAAUUUAACAUUGCUCCACUUGAAUUUUAUUUUAAACUUGAAGAAUGUCUCUGCCUUAACUUUUUUUAGAAGCCUGUUUGCAGUUGAUUUCAGACAGAAAAGGCUGAAGUGGUUUAGGGAAAGUUCUCAGCCUGAGUUUCUGCAUUUCUGUAGCACAAUACUCCUCGGGUUAAAUUGGGGUCAGUUCUGUUUUUUUGCUGUUUCUUUUCUUUUGUUUUUGUGUACAAUGCUUCUGGUCAGAACUGUAAUGUGUGCGUUCACUGUACAGAUGUAAAUAAUUGGGGAAAAAGUUAAAAAUGGUACCAUAAAUUGGUUAAGAGCAAGAUGUAUUAAAAUAAAUGUGGAUGAGAAACUGGA